Molecule: messenger RNA, 3492 nt
Organism: Lucilia sericata (common green bottle fly)
Lineage: Eukaryota; Metazoa; Arthropoda; Insecta; Diptera; Calliphoridae
Product: netrin receptor DCC
Exons: 13
Coding region: 1487-3448 (653 amino acids)
Biological process (GO): synapse organization; homophilic cell-cell adhesion
Cellular component (GO): plasma membrane; axon; neuronal cell body
Molecular function (GO): axon guidance receptor activity; protein binding
Source: RefSeq, a predicted model, not a curated record
GGCUAAGUUGACGUGUUUCGUAACAACGUGCGGAAACGGAUUCUCUAAAAAGGAAAGAAAACAUUGUUUCUUGGUUUUCAACUGAAAAAUUUUAAUAUUAAAGAAAAAUUUUGUGAAAAUUUAAAAGAUUUUAACAUUUUUGAAAAUGAAAUUUAAAGAAUUAUAACGAGUUUGAAAAAUUAAAAAUAAACGGUGUAAAAUAUAAUAACGAAUUUAUUACUCAAACAAUAAAAACAUAACUAGUGGCAUACUUACAGGCUAAUGCUAAAACACAAAAUUAAAGCAUAUUUCUAGGCAAAUAUUAUAUAAAUGAUAUAUUAAGAAAACAAAUUGUGUUCUUUAAACAAAAAUAAAAAAGUAUAGUUAAAAAUUUUGCACAUUUAUUUAAGCGCUAUUAAUUCUAGGUUUUGUAAAACAAAUUUACACUUUUGAUUUCGUGAAAGUAAAUAAAAGUAAAAACAAAAUCUUAACGAAACAUAAAAGCAACAAAACAUAUAUAAAAACGAAAUAAUAAAAACAAAACAAAUAUCAAUAAAAAAAAACAGUGAAAAUAUAAAAUUAAAAGAAAAACCUAGCACAACAAAAGGCAUUUUUUUAUUUAAGCCCCACAAAAGCUGCUGCCAAAGAGAAAAAAAAUAAAAAUUUAAGAAACCUACCCAAUACAAACCCUUAUAAAAGGAAAAAAAGAAAAAUAAUUUAAACGAAAAUUCCUAACUAAAUAGACCAAUUUUUCGUUUGUGGUUUAGAAAUUUUUUGUUGAUUUUAUUUUGGUGAUUUAAAAAAAAAAGUGUGUUUCAUUCUACGAUACAAAUUCUUAACGGAUACUUUUUCCUGUUUGUAUGUUAAGCAAACAAAAACAAUCUUCAAACUUUAUAUCAACAGCCAACCGUAUUUGAAAAUUUACUUUUCUUCUAUAACUUAUUCACAAGUAUUUAAACUAAACAACGAAAUUUACACAGAAUUUUAAUCAUUAAAAAAAUGAAAUCGUUUGCCAUGUAAUAAAAUUACUGCCAUUCGUUCAACUGCAGAAACACACACAAAUAAAAUUGUUCAAUAACAAUUAAAUAAUUAUUAAAAAAAGAUUGUAAUAAAAAUUAACAGAAAUAUAAUAUAAUUAAUUGAUUUUUUCCCCAAUGUAUUUAGUAAUGAUUAAAUGGUAAUUAUAAAAAAAUGAAAAUUCCCUAAAAGUAUGUUAUAUAAAAGAAAUUUUAAUGCAAUUAACAGCUUAAUAAAAUCAGUGUUGACCUUAGGCUUUAAUUUAAUAAUAAAAUUAAAUGAACAAAAUGUUAAAAUAAUAUUAAACUAAAGUUAAAUAAAUACAAUAUUAUUAACUAACUGAAAUCAGUGUAAAAAAACUAUAAAAACAAAUUAAAGAAAAAGUUAGAAAAUAAAUAGUUUAAAAACAUUCACCAACUUGUUAAGCCUUAAGAUAGGCUCUGUUUUCUAGUGGAAAAAACGAAACUUUUUACAAAACACACACACAAUAAUGCCUUUAACUAAUUUUAACAACUACAACAAACAAUAUUAUUACGGUUCUUCUUAUAUAGAAGAUGAAGAUAAUAAAACAACAACAGCAGCAACACUAAAACAACUACCACCAAAAGCAACAAUAUCAACUAAAGCACCAGCCACUAGCAUCAGCCACACUUUCGCUAAAAUGCCUGCUAAAUAUGCUAAUGCCACUUUUACUGCAACACAUACAAAACCAAUUUCAGAGACAGCAACAACAAUAAUACCAACUAAAAGCUCAUCAUUGUUGUUGACAUCAUCAGCAACAACAACAAAAUCUUUAGAAGUUAUUGCAGCAUCAUCAUCGUUUUUAGGUGUUGCUGUAACGUCUUUACCCUUGUCGUCGUCUUUUGCAUCUACGUCAGCCUGUUCACUUUCCGGUGCUGCAGCAGUUUAUCCACAAAUGAAAAAGUAUUGUCGUCGUUUUUUAUUCGUAAUUAGCCUCGUUUGUUUACUGCACUCAUGUCUAUUGUGGAACACCGCUGAAGCUGCCAUUUCAAAUCGAGCUACCAAUAGUCGGCCGCUGAGCAAUGCACCACAAAGUUCAUUAUCGGGGCCUCAGCCACGUUUUCUCUCGCGUGGUCAUACAUAUCGUGCUGUAGUGGGUGAUACCCUGGUUUUACCCUGUCAAGUGGAAAAUUUAGGAACAUUUGUCUUAUUAUGGCGUCGUGGUAUAAAUGUUUUAACCGCCUCUAACAUAAUGGUGACAAGGGAUGAACGUAUAAGACUGAUAGAUGGUUAUAAUUUAGAAAUUUCCGAUUUGGAACCACAAGAUGCUGGUGAUUAUGUCUGUCAGAUAAGUGAUAAAAUAAAUCGCGAUCAAGUGCAUACAGUGGAGAUACUGGUGCCCCCUAGUGUACGUGCCACUCCCACCUCGGGUAAUUUACAGGCCCGCAAAGGUGGCCCGGUUACUUUGGAGUGCAAGGGUUCGGGCAAUCCUGUACCCUCUAUAUAUUGGACAAAAAAGAGUGGUGCUGGCAAAUCAACGGCUCGUAUUGGCGAUGGUCCAAUUUUAACAUUGGAAAAAGUGGAACGUCAACAGGCUGGCGUUUAUCAAUGUACCGCAGAUAAUGGUGUUGGUGAACCAGUUAGUGUCGAUAUACGCUUGGAUGUUUUAUAUCCUCCUGAUAUACAAGUGGAAAAAUCUUGGAUUCACUCUGGUGAAGGUUUUGAGGCAAAACUUGUCUGCAUUGUUUAUGCUGAUCCCAUUGCAACGGUAUCCUGGUAUCAAAAUUCAUUUUUAAUACAAACAACCGAUAGACGUAUAAUGUCAUCAAGAGGAAAUCGUCAUACCUUAACCAUAAGACACAUACAACAAGAAGAUUUUGGCAACUACAGCUGUGUCGCUGAUAACACAUUGGGUCGUUCACGCAAAUAUAUGGAAUUAUCUGGUCGUCCUGGCCCCGCAGAAUUCUAUUCACCCAAAUGGGGUCGUUCAUCGGACAGUUAUAAUCUUACAUGGAAAAUUGAUAGUUAUCCACCAUUGGAGGAAGUACGUUUACUCUAUAGACGUGUUUUGAUGAAUGAUACAUUCCAACAUCCAGGUAGAUGGCAUGAUUUUAUACUUACACCCGAACAUCGUCCAGCCUCGGAACCUCUGACACACAUUAUGUCAUACACAAUAAAGAAUCUUGUACCCGGAGCAUAUUAUGAAGCCAUUGUACAGGCAAAAAAUCGUUAUGGUUGGAAUGAGGUCAGUGACAUAUUUCAGUUUAUCGUGGCCAGCAAUAGCAUGGAUAUACCACCCGAAGAAUCUGAAGUUGUUGCCAGUUCUAAAUCACGCAGUAAUGCUGCAUCAUCUUCUGCCCUGCAUACAUACACAUUAAAACAUUUGCAACUAAUAUUGUAUGCAUUUGUCGCCACAUCACUGUUCAGCAGUUUAUGUCAAAAGAGACGUCAAUUUUGGGGUUUAGGACAAGAAAACAGCCUUGAAGUAUGAUGGUCAACAAUUGUGGCAUUACGAAAUAUUUAUACAGUUAAGAA